AUGGUACACACUCAGAGCCUUCCCAUAGAGCUCCUAGAUCUCAUUGUCUCUUUUGUCCGCCCAGAUGAUGAGCUUCCGAGCAGAGAUCGAAGAAUGAAAGACGAUAUUGAAACUCUGCGCAAUGUUUGCCUAGUUUCGCGGAAGUUCUAUGCCCUGGGCCAGCCGUUACUCUUCCGUGUUCUUUUUUAUGAUGGUUCGCAUGAUUAUCGAAUGUUUACCAGAACAAUUUGUCGUCGUCCAGAUCUUGCAAAGCAUGUGCAUCAGAUCUGCAUACUGCCUACCCUAUCCUUCGGUACCCACCUUCUUGACGCAGAAGACCUCGAGCUGUCCAAAGGCAUAAUCGAGGACCUUCAGUUGGGCGAUCAGGAGGACACAUGGAUUUCGUCUAUAGAGGGAGCCGACCUCGGCCUUUUCACAGCAUUAGUAGCCAGCAAAGCCCCCAAUCUUCGCUGGCUACAUCUGCCAGUAUCCCAAUUCUGGAUUCAGCCAUUCAUCCAGCUAUUCCGCCACAAUCCUGAAUUUUUGUCAAACCUUGAGUCUAUCUGGAUUGAAAGCGAUGAAGAAUAUUGCAACACGGAGAUGUAUUCCAGAAUGAACAUUGCUUCCUAUGAGAAAUUCCUCACCCUUCCCAAGGUCAAAUCUUCGACCUUUGAGUACGGUGUUCUCUGCGACGCUUACCUUCGUCCGUUCCCAUCUUCCUGGCUGCCUGGAACAUUGGAGACGGAAAGACUGGCCUUUCACCACUGCCAGGUCGAUCCUUUCGCCCUCGAAAAGCUCAUGCAAGCGUGCAAGAAGCUAAAAGCCUUCACCUACAACAAUUUCAGCUUGCACCCGAACAACCGACGAAAUCGUGCGGAAAAACUGCCCGAGUUCAACGCUAAGCAGGCCUACGAAGCCGUCCUCCUACACAAGGACACUCUCGAGCUCUUCCACCUGGAGUACGGAACGAAACCACCGCAUAUUGAUAUCUUCGAGCAAGUCCUUUCUGGCCGCGUCCAGGUUGGCUCAUUCCGCGAUUUCUCCGUGCUCGAGACCAUCGUCAUCACACACGCUUUUCUUCCACCACACCCCGAAUUCCCCAGCUCGUUAAAGACACUCCAUAUCAUGAACUGCAAGGCAUCUGUCUGGGAAUUGACGCAGAGCAUCGCGAAAGAUUGUGAAAAUGGUCUUUAUCCGGAGUUGACUGAUGUCAGCGUAUUCGCAACCGACAUCACAAAGCCUGCUAAGCUUCAAGGAAAACCCCUACAGCAAUGUCUCCUUGAUCUAGAGGAGAUGUUCAAAGGAACCAAAGUGAAUUUCCAAAUCUCACCGUAUGAAAUACCUUAUUCUGAUGAUUACGAUAAUCUCGACCUCUAUCGUUCUUACACUGCUCAGGAAUGA
This is a messenger RNA of Penicillium roqueforti, 1380 nucleotides long. RefSeq lists its product as uncharacterized. The transcript has a single exon. The record is from RefSeq and is a predicted model, not a curated record. Bases 1 to 1380 code for a protein of 459 amino acids. NCBI's taxonomy places the organism in Eukaryota, Fungi, Ascomycota, Eurotiomycetes, Eurotiales, Aspergillaceae.